GACCUCUCUUGACUUGACGAAUGUUACACUCAACUCGAUUCAACUCAACUCCAACCAAGCGUCUUCCAUUUCCACAUUCGCAUUUCUAUUUCCGCAACCGAAUCCACCAGCUAUACUAAUUGCUCAACAACACACAUGCUUUGUUUGCUUUGCUUCCCUUUGCAAACACUCACAUUCACAUUCACAUUCACACACUCUCUCUAUUUCUUCAUCUGCUAGCUAGGGCACACUUCUCUCAUUUGCAUUGUAACUGUGAGCUCAGAUUAAGUUUUUAACUUACAUGCAAACGGUUCUGUGAAGAAACGGUUCUGUGAAGUAGAUCCGCGAAACAAUGUCGUCGAGGGUGGGCCCGUCGGAACCGUCGGGGGCGUCGCAGCGGCGGAUCACGCGGACGCAAACCGCCGGGAACCUCGGAGAGGCCAUAUUUGACAGCGAGGUGGUGCCUUCCUCCCUUGUUGAGAUUGCACCCAUUCUUCGUGUUGCCAAUGAGGUUGAGAAGACUCAUCCUAGAGUCGCUUAUCUCUGCCGGUUUUAUGCCUUUGAGAAAGCUCAUAGGUUGGACCCAACUUCAAGUGGUCGUGGUGUUCGGCAAUUCAAAACUGCUCUUCUCCAGCGCCUAGAAAGAGAAAAUGAUCCAACAUUGAAAGGAAGGGUAAAGAAAAGCGAUGCUCGUGAGAUGCAGAGUUUUUAUCAGCACUACUACAAGAAAUAUAUCCAAGCUUUACAGAAUGCUGCUGAUAAAGCUGACCGUGCACAACUAACCAAGGCAUAUCAGACUGCUAAUGUUCUUUUUGAGGUUUUGAAGGCUGUUAACAUGACACAGUCUGUGGAAGUUGAUCGUGAGAUUUUGGAGACUCAAGAUAAAGUUGCUGAGAAAACAGAGAUAUUAGUUCCUUACAAUAUUCUUCCUCUUGAUCCUGAUAGUGCAAAUCAGGCAGUAAUGAGAUUUCCGGAGAUCCAAGCUGCUGUAUCCGCUCUUCGAAACACAAGAGGUCUUGCCUGGCCUAAGGACUACAAGAAAAAAAAGGAUGAAGACAUUCUAGAUUGGCUUGGGGUAAUGUUUGGCUUUCAGAAGCACAAUGUAGCAAAUCAGAGAGAACAUUUGAUCUUAUUGCUUGCAAAUGUGCACAUAAGGCAAUUUCCUAAACCUGAUCAACAACCAAAGUUGGAUGAGCGUGCUCUAACAGAAGUCAUGAAGAAACUUUUCAAGAAUUACAAAAGGUGGUGCAAGUAUUUGGGUCGGAAAAGUAGCCUUUGGUUACCAACCAUACAGCAAGAAGUGCAGCAGCGUAAACUACUGUACAUGGGCCUGUAUCUUCUAAUAUGGGGUGAAGCUGCCAACCUAAGAUUCAUGCCAGAAUGCCUGUGCUAUAUCUAUCACCAUAUGGCUUUUGAAUUGUAUGGUAUGCUUUCUGGUAAUGUUAGUCCAAUGACGGGAGAGAAUAUCAAGCCAGCUUAUGGAGGUGAAGAGGAGGCUUUCUUGGGGAAAGUUGUAACUCCUAUCUAUAAUGUUAUUGCAAAGGAAGCUGAAAGGAGUAAAAAGGGGAGGUCAAAGCAUUCACAAUGGAGGAACUAUGAUGAUUUAAAUGAAUAUUUCUGGUCAGCUGAUUGUUUCCGGCUUGGUUGGCCAAUGCGUGCUGAUGCUGAUUUCUUUUCGCUGCCAGUUGAGCGUCAAGAUUUUGACAAAUCUAAUGAUAACAAGCCAACUAAUUCCGACAGAUGGGUUGGAAAAGUUAACUUUGUUGAGAUAAGGUCAUUUUGGCAUAUUUUCAGAAGUUUUGAUCGCAUGUGGGGCUUCUUCAUUUUGUGCUUACAGGCAAUGAUUAUUGUUGCAUGGAAUGGAACUGGGAAUCCAAGUGCAAUUUUUAAUGGUGAUGUCUUCAAGAAGGUGCUGAGUGUGUUUAUAACAGCAGCCAUAUUGAAGCUUGGACAAGCUACUCUGGAUGUGAUUCUCAGUUGGAAAGCACAGCGAACUAUGUCCAUGCAUGUUAAGUUGAGAUAUAUUCUUAAAAUUAUUUCAGCUGCAGCAUGGGUGAUUGUUCUUUCAGUUACAUAUGCUUACACUUGGGACAAUCCUCCUGGGUUUGCUCAAACCAUCCAAAGUUGGUUUGGGAGCAAUUCAAGUUCGUCUUCUUUGUUCAUUAUGGCUGUUGUUAUAUACUUGUCCCCGAACAUGCUUGCUGCCAUAUUAUUUCUUUUCCCACUUAUUCGUCGUUUUCUUGAGAGGUCAAACUAUAGGAUUGUGAUGCUAAUGAUGUGGUGGUCACAGCCUCGUCUCUAUGUUGGUAGGGGAAUGCAUGAGAGCACUUUGUCCCUUUUCAAGUACACAAUGUUUUGGGUCCUCUUAUUGAUCACAAAGUUAGCGUUCAGCUACUAUAUAGAGAUAAAGCCUCUGGUGGGACCUACAAAAGCUAUAAUGGGUGUAAAAAUCUCGAAAUUCCAGUGGCAUGAAUUCUUUCCCCAUGCUCGAAAUAACGUUGGUGUUAUAAUUGCACUUUGGGCUCCAAUUAUUCUGGUAUACUUUAUGGAUACCCAGAUUUGGUAUGCCAUAUUUUCUACUUUAUUUGGUGGUAUUUAUGGAGCAUUCCGUCGCCUCGGGGAGAUAAGGACACUAGGAAUGCUCAGAUCCCGUUUUGAAUCAUUGCCUGGAGCCUUCAAUGCUUGUUUGAUCCCCGAGGAAAAGAGUGAGCAAAGGAAAAAAGGACUGAAAGCUACUUUUUCGCGCAGAUUUGAUCAGAUUCCAUCUAACAAAGGUAAAGAGGCUGCAAGAUUUGCUCAGUUGUGGAACCAAAUAAUCACUAGUUUCAGAGAGGAAGAUCUUAUCAGUAAUAGAGAAAUGGACCUUUUGCUUGUACCUUAUUGGGCUGAUCGUGAGUUGGACCUUAUACAAUGGCCACCAUUCUUACUUGCGAGCAAGAUUCCAAUCGCAGUGGAUAUGGCCAAAGACAGCAAUGGAAAGGAUAAAGAGCUGAGGAAAAGGAUAGAGGCUGACAACUAUAUGUCUUGUGCUGUUCGGGAGUGCUAUGCUUCAUUUAAGAGCAUUAUUAAGUACCUGGUUCAGGGGGACCGUGAGAAACAGGUUAUAGAAUCCAUUUUCUCUGAGGUAGACAAACAUAUAGAAGAAGGUGACCUAAUAAGUCAAUUCAGACUAAAUGCACUUCCUAGUCUCUACCGGCAGUUUGUUGAGCUAAUCAAAUAUUUGAUAGACAAUAAGCAUGAAGAAAGGGACCAAGUUGUGAUUCUCUUCCAGGACAUGCUAGAAGUAGUGACGAGAGAUAUAAUGUUGGAGGAUCAUAUAUCCAGUUUGGUAGAAUCAAUCCAUGGUGGAGCUGGACAUGAGGGGAUGCUUGCCCUUGAGUCACAACAUCAGCUGUUUGCUUCUGAAGGAGCUAUUAGGUUUCCAAUUCAACCAGUUACUGAAGCUUGGACAGAGAAGCUUAAACGGCUUUACUUGCUGCUUACAACCAAAGAAUCUGCAAUGGACGUACCAUCUAAUUUGGAAGCCAAAAGGCGUAUUUCUUUUUUCUCUAAUUCACUGUUUAUGGACAUGCCUGCAGCACCCAAAGUCCGCAACAUGCUAUCAUUCUCGGUUUUAACACCAUAUUACACUGAAGAGGUUCUCUUUUCCUUACGUGAGUUGGAAUCACCCAAUGAAGAUGGUGUUUCGAUACUCUUUUACUUGCAAAAGAUCUUUCCAGACGAAUGGAACAACUUCCUUCAGAGAGUGAAUUGUUCCAGUGAGGAGGAACUGAAAGGAAAUGAAUCGGAUGAGUUAGAAGAAGAACUUCGUCUCUGGGCUUCAUACAGAGGCCAAACUUUGACUAAAACUGUAAGAGGCAUGAUGUACUACAGAAAGGCUUUGGAACUCCAGGCUUUCCUUGACAUGGCAAAAGAUGAAGAUUUGAUGGAAGGCUAUAAAGCCAUAGAAAAUUCAGACAACAAUGCAACGGGUGAAAGGUCAUUGUUGACGCAAUGUCAAGCAGUAGCAGAUAUGAAAUUCUCAUAUGUAGUAUCAUGCCAACAAUAUGGGAUUGACAAGCGAUCUGGUGCUGCUCGUGCUCAAGACAUAUUGAGGCUUAUGACAAGAUACCCUUCACUUCGGGUUGCUUACAUUGAUGAGGUUGAGGAACCUAGCAAAGAGAGGCCAAAAAAGAUCAACAAGGUUUAUUACUCUUGUUUAGUGAAGGCAAUGCCAAAAUCCAGUAAUCCUUCAGAGACAGAGCCAGUGCAGUAUUUAGACCAGGUAAUAUAUAAAAUAAAGCUUCCUGGACCAGCUAUUUUGGGUGAGGGUAAGCCUGAAAAUCAGAACCAUGCCAUAAUUUUCACACGUGGAGAAGGCUUGCAAACAAUAGAUAUGAACCAGGACAACUAUAUGGAAGAAGCUUUGAAAAUGAGAAAUUUAUUGCAAGAAUUUCUUAAGAAGCAUGAUGGUGUGAGGUACCCAAGUAUUCUUGGACUCAGGGAGCAUAUAUUUACUGGAAGUGUUUCUUCACUUGCAUGGUUCAUGUCAAAUCAGGAGACCAGUUUUGUUACAAUUGGUCAGAGAUUGUUGGCUAAUCCCCUGAAGGUUCGCUUCCACUAUGGUCAUCCUGAUGUCUUUGAUAGGCUUUUUCACCUCACAAGAGGGGGUGUUAGCAAAGCCUCCAAGGUUAUCAAUCUGAGCGAAGAUAUUUUUGCUGGCUUUAACUCUACACUCCGUGAAGGAAAUGUCACUCAUCAUGAGUACAUUCAAGUUGGGAAGGGGAGAGAUGUUGGACUCAACCAGAUUUCUAUGUUUGAAGCAAAGAUAGCUAAUGGCAAUGGAGAGCAAACACUGAGUCGAGAUGUGUACCGACUUGGGCAUCGUUUUGAUUUCUUCAGAAUGCUGUCUUGUUAUUUCACCACAGUUGGAUUUUACUUCAGUACACUUAUUACUGUUCUUACUGUAUAUGUAUUCCUCUAUGGUCGCCUAUAUCUGGUUCUCAGUGGGCUUGAAGAAAGUUUGAGUACACAGAAAGCCAUUCGUGACAAUAAGCCUCUUCAAGUGGCUCUGGCUUCUCAGUCGUUUGUUCAAAUAGGGUUUUUGAUGGCCUUGCCCAUGCUAAUGGAAAUUGGCUUGGAAAAGGGCUUUAGAACUGCACUUAGUGAGUUCAUAUUAAUGCAGUUGCAGCUAGCUCCAGUAUUCUUCACAUUCUCGCUUGGGACAAAGACUCACUAUUAUGGAAGGACGUUACUUCAUGGAGGUGCAAAAUAUAGACCUACAGGUCGAGGUUUUGUGGUUUUCCAUGCCAAAUUUGCAGACAACUAUAGACUUUACUCACGCAGCCACUUUGUCAAGGGUAUUGAGCUCAUGAUUUUGCUGGUAGUGUACCAAAUUUUUGGUCAUACUUAUAGAAGUGGGGUUGCCUAUCUCUUCAUCACUGUGUCGAUGUGGUUUAUGGUGGGCACUUGGCUUUAUGCACCCUUCUUGUUCAAUCCUUCUGGGUUUGAGUGGCAAAAGAUUGUUGAUGAUUGGACUGAUUGGAAUAAAUGGAUUAGCAUCCGAGGUGGCAUAGGCGUACCACCUGAGAAAAGUUGGGAGUCCUGGUGGGAGGAGGAACAAGAUCAUCUCCAAUAUUCGGGAACACGGGGAAUCAUAGCUGAGAUAUUGUUAUCUCUGCGCUUCUUUAUCUAUCAAUAUGGUCUUGUUUAUCACCUAAAUUUUACAAAAACAAAAAGUAUUCUGGUGUAUGGCAUAUCAUGGUUGGUGAUCUUUUUAUUUUUAUCUGUGGUGAAGGUGGUAUCUGUUGGGAGGAGAAAAUUCAGCGCAGAUUUUCAACUUGUCUUCCGGCUAAUCAAAGGAUUGAUAUUCGUGACUUUUGUAUCAGUUCUGGCCCUCUUAAUUGCCCUUCCUCAUAUGACAAUCCAGGACAUUGUUGUUUGCAUUCUUGCUUUCAUGCCAACCGGUUGGGGAAUGCUACAGAUUGCACAAGCAUUAAAGCCUCUAGUACGGAAAGCUGGAUUUUGGGGCUCAGUAAAAACUCUUGCACGUGGCUACGAGAUUGUAAUGGGUUUGCUUUUGUUCACUCCCAUUGCAUUUCUUGCUUGGUUUCCAUUUGUUUCGGAAUUUCAGACACGUAUGCUGUUCAACCAAGCAUUCAGCCGAGGCUUGCAAAUUUCUCGCAUUCUUGGAGGCCAAAGGAAGGGGCGCUCUUCUCGUAACAAGGAAUAAUCUUCUCUUUCUUCUGCACAGAGCUUUCCCAUGCAUGCAUGCAUGCAACCACGCCUCUUGUGCAAUGUUUUUGUAGCCAUUGUAUUGUAAUCGAAGUAGCUGUUAUUAAGAAUGGGAGGGAUACUAGGCCUCAAUUUUGUUGCUGGCAUUUGAUUAUUGCCAAAAGCCCAAAACUAAUUAGUGAGUGUUCAUUCAAUUUAAAUUUGUCUUUCCUAA
Messenger RNA from Arachis duranensis, 6406 nucleotides. Its product is annotated as callose synthase 3. The coding region runs from base 332 to 6190 and encodes 1952 amino acids. The record is from RefSeq and is a predicted model, not a curated record. The transcript has 42 exons. Lineage: Eukaryota; Viridiplantae; Streptophyta; Magnoliopsida; Fabales; Fabaceae. Gene Ontology annotation, biological process: (1->3)-beta-D-glucan biosynthetic process. Gene Ontology annotation, cellular component: 1,3-beta-D-glucan synthase complex; plasma membrane. Gene Ontology annotation, molecular function: 1,3-beta-D-glucan synthase activity.